GUCUCAACCUCUCUGAGUCAACAUGACCGGCUUGGGAAUUUUAACGCUUCCAAGGCCGGAACCUUAUCUUAUUAAAACCCUAACAACACCUAGACCCUGAAAACGUUUAAAACCUGUCUCCAAGCGCUUGACAGGCUGAAAUGAGAAGAAACCGGGCGGACGCCUAAAGCCAAGGAGGAGCCCUGCCUUCCCGGCAGCGCUCCCGGCAUGCAGCACGGCCGUCCCAGCGUGCCUUGCGGCACACACCCCCGCGGAGAGCCGGGCGGCGGUGGCAGCACGGGAGGCGUUUCCGUUCCAGCGGCUGCUAACGACGACGCUGAGGCGACAUGGAAGUGAAGGAUGCGAACGCAGCCCUGCUCAGUAACUAUGAGGUGUACCAGUUACUAACAGACCUCAAAGAGCAGCGGAAGGAGAGUGGGAAGAACAAGCAUAGCGCUGGGCAGCAGAACUUGAACGCCAUCACCUACGAGACAUUAAAAUACAUAUCAAAAACGCCAUGCAGGAACCAGAGUCCCGAGAUUGUUCAAGAAUUCCUCACAGCAAUGAAAAGCCACAAGCUGACCAAAGCUGAGAAGCUUCAGCUGCUGAACCACAGGCCAAUGACUGCUGUCGAGAUCCAGCUGAUGGUAGAAGAGAGUGAAGAGCGCCUCACGGAGGAGCAGAUUGAAGCCCUUCUGCAUACUGUCACCAGCAUUCUGCCUGCAGGCCCAGAGGACGAACAGAGUAAAAACACUAGCAAUGAUGUGGCCAUGGAAGAGGAAGACCCAGCAUAGAUGUGCACAGCUGGCCAGGUUGUUCGUGAAGUUCGAAACCCCAGCAGCCAUUUCCUGGAUGUUCAGAGGAUUGUGUAUUUGGUUUUAGCCCCUCUCUCAAUAUGCCUGAUCUCAGGGUGGGCUGGGAAACCACAGAACUAGGAUAAAAAGAAUCUUUGUGCCUUGGGAUCAAGAAACAUGGAGUCAGAGAAGGGCAGAGGACUCGAGAUGAGGGAACGUGGCUCUGCAGCCCUCUGGGGCAGAAAGACUUCUGUGGUCUCUGCCACACUUGUACACAGUGGUAAGCCAGUCACGUGCUUUGGUGGCUGUGUUGUAGGCAAUGGCAGGAGCUCGUGGGUGAGAGCAGAGCUGUGGGAAUGGGCUCAGGUGGUUGAGAGCGCCCAGAGCUGCACACAGCUGCUCCAGGGGAAUGACCCAGAGCUUAGCUCACUCUAGAGGAAUGUCCUCAGCAGAAACAGGAGGUGAGAAAAGGAGAUUAAGAGCCCAUGCUGGUCUACAUAGUAAGGAACACACAUGUGAACACAGCUAACAUGCAUGCAUGCCACAUACAUACAAAAAAUUAGUCCGUUUUCUGUUGCUAAAAACAACUCUAUAGCCUUGGUAAGUGACAAGAAAAAGAGACUUAUUUUGGCUCAUGGUUCUGGACCAAGGUCAUAGGGCGUCCUGGGUAUGGACCUCUUAUUACUAGACUGCUGGGGUAGCAUAGGAUACCACCUGAUGGAAAAUGAGAAGCACUUGUUUAUUUUCAGCCUCUUGUAGCCCAAAUUGUCCUUGAACUCAGUAUGUAGCCCACUCUGUCAUCAGACUUUUGAUGAUUCUUCUGCCUCAGCCUCGUGAGUGCUGGGAUUAAAAAUGUGUGCCACUCACUUGAGAGACCAGGUAAAGGCCAGCCUGGUUCACAUAGCAAGUUCCAGGCAGCCAGAGCUACACAGUGAGACCCUGUCUCAUAAAAACAAAAAUGAAUCAGUGUGUGCCACCAUACUUGGGGUGUGUGUGUGUGUGUGUUGGGGGGAGAGGAGGUUAGUUUCUUUUCAUAUUUAAUAGGAGUUUAAUGGAGUUACUAUAUAAUGGGGAGAUAGUUUCUCUCCAGACACCAUAAUCUAUCAAAUAAAAUGUGCAUUGCUAGGUAUAGGUAAUCUUUUUUGAGUCCCAUAGAUCUCCACCCCACCCCACCCCAAAACAAUUAGAGGACAUUGUCAUGGCUCUUUAAAAGUCCAUGGUAUGACCCUUUUGCUAAGGACAUUCUACAGUUGGGUCAUAGGACAUAAAGGAAUCAGUGUGGCACUAAGCCACAUGUUCUUCCUCCAGAAGUACUCAGUAGUGGUUCUUCAUCAGAAGUAUCAGAUUCAGACUUUUCAGGACCUUCUUUCGUCCUCUCUUUCAGUCUUUCUCUUAGGUACUGGUUAAGAAACAAAUACUGUGUGGCCUCUAGCUGGGCCCAGCUUUCCUCAUGUGAGUCCCCAGGAAGCUGGAAAUGGACAGGUGUAUAGUCACUGUCACGGUUACUUUUUUCUUGGUCGUCUUUUCUGCAUCCAGGACAGCAUGCAGUGUGGUUUUCCUUCAGAGCUAUUAAGUAGUGGCUCUUCCACAAGAGCGCCGUUAACUGCAGUUCUUCCAGAAAGCCCGCAAACUAGCUUUCUGUUUCUUUUUUGAUGGGGCUGUCACCUUGUGUGUACUUUUGCUCCGUCAACAUAUCGUCACUCCUGUCCUCAGGAGGAAGUCCAGGAGGCAAAGAUUCUCUGUCAAGUAUCUUCAUGGCUGGGUCUGCAGAGACGUACAUUCUGGUAUUUGUCCUGGUGUUUGUCCUUCAGAGGGAUGAGCGGUGACUCUCCCUGAGGACCAACGAACUUCAUGUCUUCUUAAAAGUUUCCAGCCCUCUUCUCUACCCUUCUUGUGGCCAGCUUGAUCCCCUUGAAACCGUGAUGAAGUUUGACCAAGAAACAGACAUUUUCUUGUGCACAGAGAUAUAGUCUCUGUCAUUAAAUUUCAUUUCUGGGUCCUCAAUGUUUUCUUAGUAACAGAGUUAAUGUCGCUGUCCUCUGUCGCUUGUCAGAGAGCCUGAUAAUGACUUCUGUUUGCUAUUGUUUGUUUGUUUUGAUUUUUUUUGAGACUCUUUUUUUCUUAUAGUUUCAGUGUAGCCCUGGCUGUCUGAAACUCACUCUGUAGACCAGGUUGGCCUUACAGUCAGAGAUCCACCGGCCUCUGGCUCUGCUGGAAUUAAGGUGUGUGCCUCCACCUUCUGGAUUUAUUUUGUUUUUUUGGGACAGGGUGUCACUGUGUUGCUCUGGUCUGCCUCAAAUUCACAGAGAUCUACCUCUGAAAGAGGGAAUAGCGCACCUCUGGGUUUAUUUGUGAGGGUGUUUCCAGAGAUAGAUCAUGAAGACUGAACUAGGCUCAAUCCCUUCAUGGAUUAGAAUGUGAAUGGAUUGUUGGGGCACGGUAGAAAGUCCUAUCUGGGUGGAGGAAGUAGGUCUCGAGGAACAUAUCUUAGAGGUGGCUGUGUUGGCCUGUCCUCUUCCUAUCAUUUCUCCUCUUUGCUUCCGGUUGCCGUCUGCGCUCCCACCGCCAUGAUGUUCUGCCUCACACUAGGUCCAGAAACACAACCAACCCAGCAGCCACUCACUGACCCCUUAAACUGCUUUUGUCUAGCUUUGCUUACAAAAGUCUCUAGUAUGGAGGGCAGCAAUCGGUGGCUCACAUGCAUUGUUCCUGAGUCACAGAUGAAGACCCUGACGCUAACAGGGAGAAAGAAGCGAUGGCCUGAGGAAUCAGAGCCAGAAAGCAGCAGAAAUGGGGGUGCACACCCCAGGACUAUCUGAUCCAGAUAUAGACCCCAGAUAUAGAUAUAGAUUGGAUUGUCAGGCCUACUAAUCAAACCUGGUUCUCUUCUUUCAAUUGUUAUUUAUUAGCUGGGAGUUGAACCUAAGGUCUCAUCCAUGCUAGACAAGUGUUCUGCCACUGAGCCAUGCCCCUGCAAACACUGGGGGUGCCUAAGAAAAGCUGUCUUGCUGAGCCCCACUUGUGGCUCCUCACUGGAGAAUUCCAGGCAAGCACUCUCCCACUGAGUGGCACUCUUCAGGCCUUCCCUGAUGGAUUCUAGGCAAGUCGUACUGCUGAACUCUGUCCCCUGCCCUCUUUUUGAGACAGGCUUAGCACACAGGCUCAUGAUCCCCCUGCUCUAGCCCCCCAAGUAAGUCGCUGGUCUGAGGCUGCAUCACCGUACUUGGUUAAGCAGUCCCUUUACUGAUUUUUCUUCCUUGGGUUCUUGAAUACUUCAGAACAAUUGAAAGUGGUUUUUUAGUUAGGGUUUGUGUGUUUGUUGUUUUUGGAUAGGGGUUUUUUGUUGUAGCCCUGGCUGUCUUAGAACUCGCUCUGUAGACCAGGCUAGCCUCAAACUCACAGAGAUCCACCUGCCUCUGCCUCCCAAGCUGGGAUUAAAGGUGUGUGUCACCAAUGCCUAGCUGGUUAGGAUUUCCAUUGCUGUGACCAAACGCUAUGACCAAAAGCAACUUACACUUGGACCACCACGGAGGAAGUCAGGCAGGAACUGAUGUGAAGGCCGUGGAGGACCAUUCUUACUGAUUGAUCCCUCCUGGUUUGCUCAGCCUGCUUUCUAUCUGUUACCCAAGACCACCAGCCCAGAGAUGGUACCCCUCAGAGAUGGGCUGGGCCCUCCCACACCAGUGACUAAUUAAGACGUGCACCACAGACUUUGAUGCAGGCAAAUUUUAUGGAGCUAUUUUCUCAGUUGAGGUUUCCUCUUCUACUGUAAAGAGUUGACAUAAACUAGCCAGCAAAAGGGCAGAGCAGGCAGUCUUGGGGCUGGAGGCUGACAUGCUGGGUGGUUAUAUUCUUUAGUCUGUAGUUAGUUCCUGGAUGGAGCUACAGCUAUUCCUGCCUAGAGCCUCGUUAGGCACCUGCAUGACAUGUCUUUGGUGUCCUAUGUCAUAGUUGGGUUGGUAAUGGUGUUCAUAGAAUCAGAAGCUCCAAGUUGUCCUUUUUCAGGGCAGGCUGCAGGGGCCUGGAAACCUGGGAGAUUUGGGGUUAAAUAUUCCAAUUCUUUCCCAGUGAGGGCCUCAGAGGGGAGGCCCAGAGCAUGCAUAGGCAGGGUGGGGUCCUGGGGCAAGGAGCCAAUGUCCUGAGUCAUAGGGGAGCCAGGGAGUCAGGGCCAGGGCAAGGCGCACAAUGCCAGAACUGCUGAAGGAAGGAAAGCCAGGGACUGCCCUAGCAUGGAUGUCAGCAGCUGGAGGCAAAGUCACAGGACGUAGCUGCAGUCAGGCUCGGGGCCAGGAACAGACCUGACAAGGCAAGGUCUCAAGGACUGGGCUAGGCGAGGCUGGUGUCUGCAGAUCCCAGAGCUGCUGCCUGGUCUCAGGGUGGAUGGUGGCCUAAGCCCGCUGGACUGAUUGGUCCAGUGCUGGGAGUGCUCAAGACUAGGGAGGGAGGAUCAGAUAGGGGUGUGCCAGGCUGGGAGGGAGCACCACAUAGGGUGUCUCUUGAGCUCUCCAGCUAUGGUGAAGCAGCUCCAACAGACCCCUCAGGCCCAGCUUCUCUGGAGUCUUCUCAGUUGGGGGCACCGGAUGCUGCAGCUCAUGUGUGGCUUCUCCAUUGACCCCAGCUUCUCUUUAGAGGUCCACUACAUUUCUCAAGAGCCUUCUUCUAUGUCAUGACUUUUUCUUUUUUAAAAUAUGUGGAAACAAAUUUAUAAAAUGUGAUAAAAAUAAAAGCAGGCGAUAUCAAAAUAAAUGCACGUUUCCUUGAA
Peromyscus californicus insignis is the source of this 5535-nucleotide messenger RNA. It is a transcript of the gene Crcp, whose product is annotated as CGRP receptor component. The record is from RefSeq and is a predicted model, not a curated record. The coding region runs from base 327 to 773 and encodes 148 amino acids. Gene Ontology annotation, biological process: transcription initiation at RNA polymerase III promoter. The transcript is spliced from 6 exons. Lineage: Eukaryota; Metazoa; Chordata; Mammalia; Rodentia; Cricetidae. Gene Ontology annotation, molecular function: nucleotide binding. Gene Ontology annotation, cellular component: RNA polymerase III complex.